CCCCUUUUUUGGCGCGUACUGGCCUAACCACAACAAAGGGAUAUCGCCAUUCGCCCGUCCUUUUCCUAGCUCACCCUCAAACGCACCCGUUUCACUCUGUCUAUCCGUGCAACAAAACCUUCUUGCGGGUGCCCGGAGAGUGCCACUCAGCUACUAAAUGUCGAACAGCACUCCUUCGCCUCCUCCAUCGCCACCGCCACCACCACCAUCACCUGCGCCACCACCGCCCACCCAGCCCAAGACGCCCCUGUCCGAACUCAACCUGGAUGUGCUCAAUAACAGCAGCAACCGUAUCGGUAAACCGAAGCAUAAUGUGAUUCUUUCGUCCGGUGAAUGUGUCUGGGCGACACAGUAUCCCGAGAUACAGAAGGCCUGCUUCCUGAACCGCGUAUGCCAGUACGCACCGCCACGCGAACUGCGCGUACAGAACGUGGAACCGAUACUGCAGAAUGGACCCACCUGUGGAUUGACCGCCUUGAGCAUGAUCUUCGAUGGGGCACCGUCAGCGACUGCUUUACUGGAACUGGCCGUUGGCCGCGGCUACUCGAACAAUGGUGAAAUGUUUAGUGCACGCCAGCUGAACGAACUGUUUGAACUGGUGCUGGAGGAAAACCGCCACCUGGUCGAGUAUAAACCCGUCACCCACACGCUGGUCGGUGGUUGGAUGGAUGAUCCGAACAUCCAGGUCAAGCUACGCCUCGGCGCAAUGUUUCUCGUUCCCUACGAUCCGGACAAGAACCACACACCCUGCCUGAACAAAGGACAUCGUGCCCAUUGGGCACUAGUGGUCGGGUAUCUCAUCGAUCAAUUUGACGACUUUUACGUGUUUGCACGCCAUGGGAAAACGAAAAACCUCGCCAUAUGGUCACUGCGGGACCUUUCCCGGAGCAAUGGUAAUCUAGUCGAGUUCUGCCAACCAGCAGGACAUCCCAACGAAACCUUCAUCCUGCCCGAGGGCGGCAUGGGUGGAUCCAAUGGAUUGCGAUGUAAAUUCAUCAUGAUCGAACACUACAAGGCUAAGAAUGAGAUCGUACUUUGACGCGGAAGGAAUGAAGAGACUUUCCCCUUACCGAGCUACAUCCCCGUCGGCUUGUUUUCACAGAUGUGUCCACAGCAUUACCUACGCUUUAUAUAGGUAGCCCUUCAGUUCUUCCCAACGUUGCUAGAAGAUAUUUAUUUACUACGUUCGCCGGGGAGAGAUGCAACUAUUUAUUGAACUUUAUUUAUCUUUAUUUUACUCAUAGCUUUAUUUUCGGGUUUCCGUUUUUUGGCUAUAUAUAUAUAUGUAUAUGUAUAUGUAUAUAAUUUAUUUUAAAACAUGCAUAAAACAGUAUUGAGAUAUUUGUUGCCCUUCUUUUUUCUCCCACUCAUUCACAUUCUCUCUCUCAUUCUAUCUCUCUGCUUUGUGUUUCUGAUUUAUCGUCCCUUGGGCUGAGGAUGGGGAACCACCCCACCGGGUAAACUAUUUCGAACCGCUAUCGACUUUAGCGCUAUCGUUCAGGAAUCCUUCUGGCACGAUCCACUAACAACCACCACAGGUUGUUGCAAACACAGGAAAUGUGUGCAAAUAAAAUGCAACUCACAUUUCUGUCCGGACG
Anopheles moucheti is the source of this 1598-nucleotide messenger RNA. RefSeq names its product UPF0692 protein CG33108. The record is from RefSeq and is a predicted model, not a curated record. NCBI's taxonomy places the organism in Eukaryota, Metazoa, Arthropoda, Insecta, Diptera, Culicidae. The transcript has 3 exons. Bases 158 to 1039 code for a protein of 293 amino acids.